UCACGGAUCUCACAAUUUCCAAUUCGCCAAAUUCAAACUCCAAUCCAAAUCUCCAGAUCUUGAUCACCAUGACCACCGCCGUCGCCACAACCGCUCAGGCCGGCCGAGGCAAGCCCAAGGCCACCAAAUCCGUCUCCAGGUCAUCCAAGGCCGGCCUCCAAUUCCCAGUCGGCCGAGUCGCCCGCUUCCUCAAGAAGGGCCGCUACGCCCAGCGCGUUGGCGGUGGCUCCCCCGUCUACCUCUCCGCCGUCCUCGAGUACCUAGCUGCUGAGGUUUUGGAGCUGGCUGGAAACGCUGCCAGGGACAACAAGAAGAAUCGGAUCACUCCGAGGCAUAUCCAGCUUGCGGUGAGGAAUGACGAGGAGUUCACCAAGCUUUUGGGGUCUGUGACGAUUGCCAAUGGAGGUGUUCUUCCCAACAUUCAUCAGAACUUGCUGCCCAAGAAGAAUGCGAAAGGGAAGGGCGAGAUUGGGUCUAUGUCUCAGGAAUUCUAGAUGGGUUUGGUUUUGUUGGUAGGGAAGAAGAAAGAGUAGGCUGAAAUCCUCGGUAGAUUAGAUCUCUGGUUUUGUAAAUCUGUGGGUAUGGAAAAGUUUGCAAUGCUGUAAUGGGUUUCUUAACUUUCUUUUGGUUAAAUGAAAGUAUCCGUUUCUGGAUGUGGCUUUGUUUC
Rosa chinensis is the source of this 667-nucleotide messenger RNA. Its product is annotated as histone H2AX. Gene Ontology annotation, cellular component: nucleosome. Lineage: Eukaryota; Viridiplantae; Streptophyta; Magnoliopsida; Rosales; Rosaceae. The record is from RefSeq and is a predicted model, not a curated record. The transcript is spliced from 2 exons. Gene Ontology annotation, molecular function: structural constituent of chromatin; protein heterodimerization activity; DNA binding. Bases 69 to 494 code for a protein of 141 amino acids.